AGUAACGCGUUUGCUUUUUGUUGAUUUCUUAAAAUAAAUUGUUAACGAUUAUUUUAAGAUUGGUUGAAUUUGUAAAGUAUUUACCAUUAUUAAUAGUUACUAGUUAUAUAUAAUAUUCGCAUAAAAUUGAAUGUUCAGGCUGGAGAAAUUGCACAGUUUUCGUCUUUAACAAUCUUGUUUGUCGGUUAAAGAUUACGUGUUUAUGUACGUAAAAUUAUAGAUUUUAAAAAAUACGAAAUUACCUUUUGGGAAUUGAAAACACAGGUGUAUGGAAUGUGAAGUACACAAGGAAUAUGGACGGGGUUGCGUCAAAUCGGGGCAAGAAAGUAGGAUUUCGACAGAAUAUACGCGGGAAGCUAAGCGUGUUCGAGCCACUGAUCUGCAUUUGGAUUUUACCUGCACGAUUCCUGAUGCAAACCACCGUCGCCCUCAGUAUAGUGCGCGCAAACCUGAACAAAAUGUUGACCAACAUGAAACUUCUGUGCUGCCCUUGAUGAGCAACAUGGAUGAAAUAUCCUAUUGGAUUUAUACUAAGCGGGCUCCGUGCCUCAUGAACUAUGACAACUUAAUAAAAAAGCAACAUGUUGAGGCUCAGUGUUCAAAAGCUGCAUCAAAAAGUGUUAGCAGUGCAAUUCAAGAGGUGCCUUCACCAAAGAUCACGAAGAAAAGAAAAUUGUCUAUAUUAGAUGACGAUUCUGCCUCAGUGGAAAAACAACAGAAUUUGUACUUUGAUGUGUCUCAGAAACACAAUAAAAAUACUGUGAUAAUUAGCAAAUCAGACUCUGUUGGUUCAGAUGUUGAUUUUAAUAUUAAAAAUUCACCAUGUAAUAAAAAACAGAAAAGGUCUAAACUACAAGGUAGUCAACCUACUCCACACAAGAAGCAAAAUAACAUUAUAACAUCUACACCGAAAAUAACGUCUCUGAGACGAAGCCUGAGAAAUACAAAACAAACUUUCAAUAGUAGCCAUUUAAAUAGUUCCUUUUUAAAUAACACUAGUGUAGUUAAUGGUAGGCAUUUAAAGAAUAAUUUAGGAGAACAUAAUACUCACAAUUACAAUAACACUACUGAUGGAACAAGUCCAAUUGUAGACCGAAGAAAUAUGACAACUAAGAAUGUUUCUAAAAAGGAUGGGUUGAACGGACAGUUUGAAGACUUCAGUGAUGUAUCGGGCCUCACGGCUAACUAUAUCAGGUCAACCAAGCAACAGUCGAGGAAAACUCCUCGUAAAUUAAGAGUGAAAAAUUGUAGGAGCUUAGUGAAACAAUCAAAUCAAAGAGAUGAUGAUAGUGUGAAUGUUGACAAGCCAAUGAUAGGACCACCAAACCACCUGCCACUGAAUUGUAGUACAGAAUCUUCAAAUAUUAUGAAUGCAGUAAACGUAAAAAAUGAUAAAACUAAAACGAGCAAAAACAAUAUUAAUAUAAAGGUAAUGGAUGCUUCUAAAUCUGUAAACAAGAGCCAAAAGAAAGUAGAUUUGAAUAUUUCUUUCCAAAGUACAUCAAGAUAUCCAAAAAGAAACAGGAAUUCUGACAAUUCAAGAGAAGUAAUAUACAACACUCGUAGCUCUAAAGCUACGGGACAAGAACAUUCAGCAUUAGUCAAUAGCAACUCUACAGAGAAAAUUAGUUCUUUGACCAGUAUGAAUGCAGCUAGUCAAGAAAAGCAAACCCCUAAAAAGAAGAGAACACCUAAAAAGACAGCACCGAACCGGACAGUGGCUACUCGUAAAAGUGAACGAGUUAAAAAAGACUCCUUAAGAGACAAGAGUGGCUUCAAAGCAUGUUUUUCUGACAGUGAUAAUGAUAGUGAACCUUUGCAGAAGAAGUUCUUUUGUUCAUAAGCUAAGUUAGAGGACUCUGUGAUCAAAGACUACACAUGACUUGGUGUACUUCAGACUAGGUGUACAUACAGCACAUAGCUUACAUCUAGCAACUACAUAAUAAUAUAAUCCAGUAUCAAAAUGCUUUAACGUAAGAAAUCUGUAUCUUAAAAUGUAGUCAAUUUAAAGGAAAGCUUUUAUUCAAAUAGAACGGUUAUAAUAUCUUUUGAAUCGUUUGAUAUUCAUUUUCACAUUAGUACAUACUUGCAAAAUUAUUUAUUUACCACUUUCAUGGUAUGUUUCUAUAGUGAACCUUUCUUGGUAGUAGUAACUUAUUUUAAUAAUAAAAAACACUUAUUUAGCUUUGUACUGUUGUUUAUGUUCAGUGGCAAUAUAAAAGAAAACAAAAUUUUGUCUGUGUAAUUUAAUUCUAUCUAAUGUUGUUCUUUCCAUAAAUUUCAAUAUAUACCAUAUUUUAUACAGUAAACGUAAGACACCAAUCUGUAUAAACGUUAGCACAUAAAAAAUAAUUAUGAAUCAUAGCAAUAAAAAAAAGCCUUUUAGAAAAUCUUUUACAAUUUUUUACAUGACACUUCCCUUAUAAGAAACAAGACAACUUGACAUUUUAUUGUUAAACAAGAAUAUUCCUAUAGACAUAGUUGCUAAUUUAAGGUGUUUUCAAAUAAAAAUACAAUACAUGUAAUUUUUACACAUUUGUUUAGUAUUUUUAAUAUAGAUUUUAAAGAUAAGUACUCAAUUUAUGUUACACCUUGUCCUUUGUAAAAUAUGAAUUGUUAUUUAGAUGAGUAUGAUGAAGCUUUUGCUUGUACUUUACAAAAGAUUAGUCUAGAUAAAAUAUAAGCUCAAAAAGCCUCAAAAGAUAUUCUUAACUAAAUUGUUGGUAACCAUUUUUGUCUGAUUAAAUAUUAGUGUAGUCUUGUAAACAUUCUCAUUGAUAAAUAAUUCUUGUGCCAUUGGAAAAUGUGAUUAUUGAUAUUGUAUAAUCAAUGUUGAACAGCAUUGUUAGGCCUUUCAUAUUUUAAAUAUCAUUAGGCUUAGCUUAUGUUGACAUUCAUUAAAAAAUAAGCUACCUGUUACUGACGUUGCUUAUUGUAAACUAUACACAAGUGUGAAUGUGGGGACUCUGUUUUUUUUAAAUUUCUAUGAAGAUUUCAUGUAAUAUAGAAAAUCGAACGUUUUUUUUUAAUUAUUGCUGAGCUAUAUACUUGUUCCGGUAGAGCGAAUACAGCCGGCGGGCGUGUGACGUAUGCCUCGAGGUCGUUAACCUCACCUCUUUACUUGUGUUACAUUGCGUGCUUUUGUAGAAGAAAGAAUUUAGUAAAUGAAAUUUUCUAUCACAACUUGUCUAAUGUUAUCAUCGCAUGAGAAGCCGGCAGUUCGUUCUUCUCUUCAGGGACGUUUUCAUUAAGUACACCCAGUUGGUAUUUAAAUUGUUUGAAAAUUGAUUUACUUAAUUCAAAUCGAAAGACAAAAGCUAUUACAAAUUAGUUUCUCUUGUACAGAUUUUUUUUUCAAGGCCCCUAUCCUUAUUAGCACGAUUUUCUGAGAUGGUGGACCAAUCUUCAACUAACGAUUAAAAGUUUGAUGAAUAAAGAUUUCGAUAAAAUAAUAAAAAUAGAAAGGUUUAUAUUGUAAAAACGUGAGUGCAAUAAUUCUAAUUGUUUAACCGCAUGUUCCAGUCUACCCCGAAAUCUAAUCGCAUAGAAGUUUGGCCUUGUUUGUAUAUUGUGUAUAUUUUAGCAUAUACAAGCGUGUAUCUAAUAAA
Bombyx mandarina (wild silkworm) is the source of this 3608-nucleotide messenger RNA. RefSeq lists its product as uncharacterized. The record is from RefSeq and is a predicted model, not a curated record. NCBI's taxonomy places the organism in Eukaryota, Metazoa, Arthropoda, Insecta, Lepidoptera, Bombycidae.